Molecule: messenger RNA, 1958 nt
Organism: Nomascus leucogenys (northern white-cheeked gibbon)
Lineage: Eukaryota; Metazoa; Chordata; Mammalia; Primates; Hylobatidae
Gene: ATF3
Product: activating transcription factor 3
Biological process (GO): regulation of transcription by RNA polymerase II
Cellular component (GO): nucleus
Molecular function (GO): DNA-binding transcription factor activity, RNA polymerase II-specific; RNA polymerase II cis-regulatory region sequence-specific DNA binding
Source: RefSeq, a predicted model, not a curated record
UAAAAGGGGUGAUGCAACGCUCUCCAAGCCACAGUCGCACGCAGCCAGGCGCGCACUGCACAGCUCUCUUCGCUCGCCGCCGCCCGAGCGCACCCUUCAGCCCGCGCGCCGGCCGUGAGUCCUCGGUGCUCGCCCGCCCCCGUCCAGACCCUGCCUGUCCUCCGGACCCUGGCCGCCCCGAGCGGAGCCUGGAGCAAAAUGAUGCUUCAACACCCAGGCCAGGUCUCUGCCUCGGAAGUGAGUGCUUCUGCCAUCGUCCCCUGCCUGUCCCUCCUGGGUCACUGGUGUUUGAGGAUUUUGCUAACCUGACGCCCUUUGUCAAGGAAGAGCUGAGGUUUGCCAUCCAGAACAAGCACCUCUGCCACCGGAUGUCCUCUGCGCUGGAGUCAGUCACUGUCAGCGACAGACCCCUCGGGGUGUCCAUCACAAAAGCCGAGGUAGCCCCUGAAGAAGAUGAAAGGAAAAAGAGGCGACGAGAAAGAAAUAAGAUUGCAGCAGCAAAGUGCCGAAACAAGAAGAAGGAGAAGACGGAGUGCCUGCAGAAAGAGUCAGAGAAGCUGGAAAGUGUGAAUGCUGAACUGAAGGCUCAGAUUGAGGAGCUCAAGAACGAGAAGCAGCAUUUGAUAUACAUGCUUAACCUUCAUCGGCCCACAUGUAUUGUCCGGGCUCAGAAUGGGCGGACUCCAGAAGAUGAGAGAAACCUCUUUAUCCAACAGAUAAAAGAAGGAACAUUGCAGAGCUAAGCAGUCGUGGUAUGGGGGCAAUUGGGGAGUCCUCACUGAAUCCUCAUUUUAUACCCAAAACCCUGAAGCCAUUGGAGAGCUGUCUUCCUGUGUACCUCUAGAAUCCCAGCAGCAGAGAACCAUCAAGGCAGGAGGGCCUGCAGUGAUUCAGCGGGCCUUUCCCAUUCUGCCCCAGAGUGGGUCUUGGACCAAGGCAAGUGCAUCUUUGCCUCAACUCCAGGAUUUAGGCCUUAACACACUGGCCAUUCUUAUGUUCCAGAUGGCCCCCAGCUAGUGUCCUGCCCGCCUAUCAUCUGGAUUCUACAAAAAACCAGGAUGCCCACCAUUAGGAUUCAUGCAGAAGUGUCUGUACCUUGGGUGGGAGGGAUGGGGCCAUCUCAUUCACCGUGGCUACCAUUGUCACUCGUAGGGAAUGUGGAGUGAGAACAGCGUUUAGUGAAGCUGUGCAACGGCCAGGAUUGUGCUUUCUAGCAAAUAUGCUGUUAUGUCCAGAAAUUCCGUGUGCAAGAAAACUAGGCAGUGUACUCUUCUGAUGUUUGUGUCACACAACACUGAUGUGACUUUUAUAUGCUUUUUCUCAGAUCUGGUUUCUAAGAGUUUGGGGGGGCGGGGCUGUCACCACGUGCAGUAUCUCAAGAUAUUCAGGUGGCCAGAAGAGCUUGUCAGCCCCUGGAGAACAGAAUUCUCCCAGUGUUAGCACAAAAUCCAUGGGCAGCAUGAUGGCAGGUCCUCUGUUGCAAACUCAGUUCCAAAGUCACAGGAAGAAAGCAGAAAGUUCAACUUCCAAAGGGUUAGGACUCUCCACUCAAUGACUUAGGUCAGGAGUUGUGUCUAGGCUGGAAGAGCCAAAGAAUAUUCCAUUUUCCUUGUGGUUGAAAACCACAGUCAGUGGAGACAUGUUUGGAAACCACAGUCAGUGAAGCCUAGGUGGUGCCCAGGCUUUAGCAUUAUUGGAUGUCAAUAGCAUUGUUUUUGUCAUGUAGCUGUUUUAAGAAAUCUGGCCCAGGGUGUUUGCAGCUGUGAGAAGUCACUCACACUGGCCACAAGGACGCUGGCUACUGUCUGUUAAAAUUCUGAUGUUUCUGUGAAAUUCUCAGAGUGUUUAAUUGUGCUCAAUAGUAUCAUUACAAUUUUCUGUAAGAGAAAAUAUUACUUAUUUAUCCUAGUAUUCCUAACCUGUCAGAAUAAUAAAUAUUGGAACCAAGACAUGGUAAA